Athalia rosae (coleseed sawfly) is the source of this 5197-nucleotide messenger RNA. RefSeq names its product protein real-time (gene retm). Gene Ontology annotation, cellular component: cytoplasm. The record is from RefSeq and is a predicted model, not a curated record. The coding region runs from base 362 to 2437 and encodes 691 amino acids. Lineage: Eukaryota; Metazoa; Arthropoda; Insecta; Hymenoptera; Athaliidae. The transcript has 16 exons.
UUCCUUGACAAAUUGGUCAGUGGUAAUCAACAAGGCUGGGAGGGAGGGUGAUUUUUGUUCGUGUUUCGCGCAGCUAGAUGACUAAAUUUCCAGUUAACCUAAUUAUAGUUAAAGUUAAAGAGCAAAGCAACAACGCAAAGGGCAACUGACAGGAGAAGCGACAUCUUGAAUGUGCGCUUGGAUGCCAGUUGUGAACACGGGUUGUGAAUAAGAAUACUCUUGUGGAUUUUUAGAUUGUCAACGGUUGUCAAUGACAUCUGAUUUCAUCAUCUAAUAAUAAUUAUUAAAAUCUUCACGUUAACGUAAUUUUAAAAAGGUUUUUCUAAUUAGCAAACGAAAGUUAAGUGGAAUAAUCAUCAGUAUGGUUCAAUACUAUCAAUCACCAGUGCGGGUUUACAAACACCCCUUUGCACUUGUCAUGCUGGCAUAUGAACGACGGUUCCCAACGUGUCCUCAAAUCCCAGUUUUUGUUGGAUGCGAAGUCACCUUAGAUGAAGAAAGCCAUGGAGGAGCAAUAAGAAAGACAGAACGCCGAUGUAAAUUGAAUGUUGAGGCACCUUACAUACUCAAAAAAAUUAUUGGUGUGGAUUUUGUAUACUUUAUCCAGAGAAAUGUUCUCGACAGACGUACCAGCUGUUUAGAGAUUGAAGCAUGCAAUGAAAGUUUUUCCAGCAGAGUCACCGUUGUAGAGAAAUGUCGAUAUUAUCUUCAUCCCGAGAAUCCAAAUUGGACUUGUUUUGAGCAAACUGCUAGUUUGGAUAUAAAAAAUUUUUUUGGAUUCGAAAGUUCAAUGGAAAAACUUGCGAUGAAACAGUAUGCCCAAAAUAUUGCUAAGGGCAAAGAAAUAAUUGAAUAUUUUAUAAAUGAAUUGAAAGAGGAAGGUAUAACGUAUGUUGAGCCUUGGACAGAUUCAUCUCCAGAAAAAGAUGUUGAAGCAGAUAUUCCUGUGAAAAGCGAGGGUGAAGCUGUUGUCAAUAAAGAAUCAAAUGAUACUGAAACAAAACUACCAAGUAGCAGAGACAUGCAACUUUCAUCGGAUUACAUUGCAAGAUAUUUAGGAAAACUAAACAUGAUGCAGGAGAGUAGAUUAGUACAAUUGCGACAUAGUAUAGAAGAAUUACGUGGCAGCUCUGUGCCAGGGGAUGCUACAUUGCUCAGAUUUUUACGAGCUAGAGAAUUUUCAGUAGAAAAAGCCAGAGAAAUGCUUACACAGUCAUUACACUGGCGAAAGAAGCAUCAAGUGGAUAAGCUGCUGGAUGAGUACGAAGCCCCUCAAGUAGUGAAGGAUUAUUUUCCCGGAGGGUGGCACCACUUUGACAAAGAUGGCCGUCCACUUUAUAUCCUGCGAUUAGGACAAAUGGAUGUUAAAGGUUUAUUAAAAUCAAUCGGGGAAGAUGAGGUAUUAUUAUUGGCUUUGCAUGUCUGCGAAGAAGGUCUACAGUUAAUGGAUGAAGCAACAACAACUUGGGGCUAUCCAGUGUCUCAAUGGACUCUACUUAUAGACUUGGAAGGUUUAAAUAUGCGUCAUUUGUGGCGACCCGGUAUCAAGGCAUUGUUACGAAUAAUUGAAAUAGUCGAGGCCAAUUAUCCAGAAACAAUGGGUCGUGUAUUGAUUAUACGAGCGCCUAGAUGUUUCCCCAUAUUAUGGACACUCAUCAGUACCUUUAUCCAUGAAAACACGAGAAACAAGUUCGUUUUUUCUUGUGGCACUGAUUACCAAGAACAAGGUGCUGGAGGCCUUACCGAUUAUAUAAACCAAGACGUAAUACCAGAUUUUCUUGGAGGUCCAUCAGAGGAAGGAGUUUGCGAGAUGUAUGAUAUGGUACCGCGUCGCUUUUACGUUAUCGACGCAGAAGCCAGCAGUACGUUUAUAGUUGACGGUGGUGUCGUACCAAAGCAGUUGUACCGAUUGGAUCUAGCUAUUGGUGCCUCAACCGAGCACGAACAUAGCUUGUAUCAAUCCAUCAGUCUCAGCCGUGGACAAGUACACAAUGUAUUGAUACAUUCAAAUGAUCCUGGGGCCGUCCUUACGUGGGACUUUGAUGUGAUGCGCCAUAACGUGACAUUCACUGUUUUACGUAAAACAAAACAUAGCAUGUCCGAUGAUGUUGGAGUAUCGACAAACGGUGAUCAUGAAGCUUCUGUACCAAAAGAAUGGAAAGAAGGUGUUGAUUGCGUUAAAGUUGAGCCAAGCGUGUUAUGUCACGAUGGCGAGAGUAUUCAGGGCACUCAUAUCAUGCAACUUGCUGGCAGUUACAUUCUACAAUGGCAAUAUGUAGAUGAUCAAACGGAUCGCCUGCCAGCGAUUACAUCCCACAAGGCGCAGCUUAUGUAUUUCUACGAGACGCUACCAUCUGCCCAAUACAGAGGUUCGAUGAUGAGUUUGCAAUCAGCAGUCAGUGGAAAGUCUAUUGCUAGUUCAUCUCUGUCCAGAUGAGAGAUAACGAUUGUUGAAGACAGCAGCCUGCUUCCUCUUGACGACAAUACCUGAAUGGUAACGAAUGAAAGAUUAUAGGUAAUGUGUAAAGACCAUGGCUAGAAUCGAUUUGGAAAAAUGUACGAAAAUAUGCCUAUGAGUAAAAAAAAAUGUUUAACAAAUUCUAAUUUAUGUUCUACUAGAACUUACUCAUGAUCAUACGAAUACCGUACUUGAGCUCCUCCAUAGAAUUAACUAUUCUCGUACACUUUUCCAUUCCACUUAUUUUUACUAUUUCAAUACAAUACUGGGCCAACAAUUUUCAGUGACUAUAAAAAAUUCAACUCAAAGCAACUCAACUAAUGCAUAUAAUUUAAUGUCUCGAACCUUGAGUUCUCGGAAAAAAAAUGCGAAAAUUUUCUCAUUCCGAGUUUUAAAUGGGGCUAGCGAUAAAUUAUACAGAAAUUUUCUUUGCAAGGAUCAGUGAUGUUCGGAUAACUAACUAAUUUAAGUUUAUUUUUACUAAGGCUAAAACUGUCGUUGACAUACUAUUAGUCACCGUAAAUAGCAAAAAACUGCGCCCGAGCUAAUAAUCAUCGAUGGCCAACUAUAGUAAAUUAUAUAUAUAUACCAUAAAUGUUUACUACGAUCAAAUAAUUAUGAAAAAGCAAUAAUAUAGAAUAAUCUUCAAGCAACCUUUCAACUACUGAAUACCGAACUAUAAUACGCCUUGUAGAUGAUAUGGGGCAAAUUGAUAGAUUUUCAAGUAUCAAGCAAUAUUAUAUGAAAAAAAAAAGGUCAAGUUUCGUCCAGUAUACGUUCGGUAUUCCUCACAGUAAUCACGAUUGGACCAUAAGUUCAACAUAAAAGCAAGUUGCUACAAACAUAAUAUGGUCAAAAACGUAGCAUAUGACUUCAAAUAAUCCAUUCGAACUGAUCAAUCUAAUGAAGAUUGCGUAAUUCACAAUCGCGGUGUUGUUGAGAAGUUAUCUCAUUUUCAGUUAUUUUCCUCAAAUUUUGAGAAGAAAUCUAUGCCCCCCGUCCAGAAGUUAUAUUUACUAUUAAGAUUGAUGUCAUCGAUUGAUGCACCGUUGUGUCGUUUUAUAUUAACAUUUAAGUACACUGAAAUAAUGUACUCACUUUUAUUCUGUUUUUUAUUUGUAAAAAUAUUGUGGUGUUGGUAGAUAGAAAAUGCCACACUGACAUUGAGUAAUCAUUAUAAAAUAUGCCUCGUGGCAGUAGGAAUUGAUGAUGUACCAGUAAUUAGAUUGCUUUCUAGUUUUUGGUGUUGUCAUUUACAGUAACCAAUUUUUUAAUGAAUUUAUUAAAUUUUAGAUAUCGCCCAUUGAAUUGACCGUCUAUAUUCGGCAAUGUUAUGAUUGAACGUAAAUGUUUAAAAAUGAGAUAUUCUCGGGUAUUAUGAUUUGGUAUGAUCACCUUUAAACAUAAACUUACUAUUCAAUGUGUUAGUAUUGUUGUGGUAAAAGUAAAUUUCAAAAGUUGCAAUGAUUUUGAAAUAUUCCAAAUUCAAGCAUUUACUCUUGUAAUAGUAAAUCGAAUGUUUUAUUGACGAAAUUAAUUGUGUGAAUAACAUUGUGUAACAUUAAAAUUCGUGCGAGUUGAACAUUGACAAUUCGCAAAAGUAAUAUAUUUAUAUUGUGGGUAAAUGAAACCACUAUCACGAUGAUCGAUAGUUAUCAAUUGUUAAUUGAAAAUCAAAACCAACAAGUACAAUACUGAAAAAUAAUAAUAUCCGUGCAUGUUAGUGAUAAUAGAUCCAUAAGUAAUGUUUGAAAAAUUUCAGAUAUCAAGUGAUAUUCAAAGUUGGAGAGAUUUUUUAGUAGACAAUGUAAAAUGAAAUUGAUGGAUUACUAUUGUGAGACAUUUCGCUACUGAUAAUGCAACGAUCUAAAUAUCUAGGAAGUUUCAAUUCCCUAAAAUAGGCAAGAACUAUCAGAGUGGUUUAGUGACAGUAUUCAAUCGGCCAAAUAGAUUAUUCUUGAACCACUUAGCCUGAUCUCUGUACAAAACAAAAUCAACGAUAUGAAUGAAUUUUCAAAAAAACUUCAGUGUAUACUUUUGAUUUUCAUAUGUAUCUACCGGUACUGACUUGUAGUUCUGAUUUGUGUUUUCAACAAAGAAGCCUCACUUUCUGAGAUAAUUUAUGUCCGAUUUCAGUUAUACUGCCUGACAAGAUAGAAAUGAUAAAUACGUAAAAUGAUGUUCAUUGCCCCCCUGUUGAAAGAUGUGAAUUCAUGACAACUCAAUUGUUAAUUAGUAAAAGUAGGGUGUUGGUAGUGAUACCUAUAUUAUACUAAUCAUAGGUCAUACAAGCAGAAGAAUAAUGUGAGUGAUAGACCAUGUAAAAGCAUAGAUAAGAACUUUACAUAAUGAAAAGUUAGAUAAACCGAUUCCACAUGAAUUUUUUUAUAUUCUCUUAAUAGUCUGAAUUCUAUGAACGAUGAAGUUACACAGAAGUUGCUACUACACAAGAGUUUGUCGAUACUAAAAAUAUUGUGCCAAAAAAGUGAUAUUCAAAUGAUUAAUAGUUUUUCAAAAUUUUAUUGGUCGUUUUUACUGUAAUGAGUGAAUGUUAUUUUACUCACAUACAUUAUUCUUCUGAAUGGUAUUUCUUAAUCGGUGAAAGGUAUUAACAGAGCUCUUUAGUCCCUGGUACCAAAUACGUAUUAUCGAAAGGAAAUUGUAAAGAACAAAGAAACUAAUUUGUAGUGUAGUCUGAAGGAUAGAGAUAUAUUUAAAUAAAAAUGAUAUAUAACUUUU